Molecule: messenger RNA, 1863 nt
Organism: Phytophthora nicotianae INRA-310
Lineage: Eukaryota; Oomycota; Peronosporomycetes; Peronosporales; Peronosporaceae
Exons: 1
Coding region: 1-1863 (620 amino acids)
Source: RefSeq, a predicted model, not a curated record
AUGACUGUCGAAUAUUGGAGGAUAACUUGGCAAUUUACACUACUGGUUAUCGCAACCGUAGCAGUUGCAACGUCUUCAGCGGAGUCGAACGCCGAUCUCCCCAACUGGGUGAGCCCAGUCAACGCAUCCGAGUCCGCUUGCUACCGCAAGACGUACCUGUCUACGAAGACCUGCGCUACAGGCUACGAGUCUGACCACAUUGCAACAUGUUGGGCGCAGUGUCCGCUGAACUAUCCUGUCGAGUGUGGAAUGGAGUGCAUCCCGCAGAGUGCGGACUGCACUUCAGAGGUGCUUACCAAGGUCAAAUCGGUGGCUACAGUGGCGCUUAAUGCUGCCACAGCAGGAGUCUUUGGACAAUUUCUCAAGGCGAGUGAAGCCAUCCAGCUCGGCGUCAAGUGCGGUCAGAAACUCUUCACUGCCACAAGCUCCCUUGUCAGCUACGUUAAGGAAUUACAGACCAAUGAAACUCAGAGCCAGCAGUUGAUCAGCUUGGUGAAUCAGUCGGAUCUCGUUGUGAACGAGCUACCUGCUGCUGUGUACACGUGCCUAAACAUCCCUGUCAACACCGACAACCUGGAAACGAGAGCUGAAAUAGCUAAUGUCGUCAAGCAAAUCGUUACAACAGCGAUCGAGGAUGGCACCUCGUUGCUCAAUCCGAGCAACUUCUUUGCAUUCAUUAAAGACCUCGGUGUCGACGAUUCUGUCCAAGACCUCGACCAGGACAGUCUGGCUCAGCUUCAAGAUGUCCUUACGUCUGGCGCUACAUGCGGCACAAAACUACAAGCGAUCAUCCACAAGGUGACGCAGUUCGUGGUCGACGCCAAAAGCGGAAACCCAGCCACCACUAUCAGCGCCAUUCGUCAGGCUUUGAGCGUCUCCGAACUCUUCCUAAGUGAUAUCCCGGCUGUGACAAAUAACUGCGUCCGAAACCUCACGGACGAUGCUUUCAGCACUCGCGACAGUCUGCGCACAGUCAUGAGCACGAUCACGGACGGCCUUGUGGAUGGCUCAGUGGACGACGAUGGGAAGUCGAUUUCGACGGUGGACUACCUCGCUAAGGUAGCCGACAUGGGUCUGGACGUCAUUGCCCUGUUUGAUCCGACGGGUAUUGCUGACAUGAUGUCAACGUUCAUUCAGCCGAUCUGUGGACCCACGGCGUUCAUGGGCGAGAUUGACGAUGGCUCUUUGGAUGAUGCACUGGCACUGACGACAGAAGGCUACGCUUUCGAAGGAAGUUACGGCACGUGGAACAAGGUUGGCGAUGGCAGUGUGACGGUCAUUUUCGAGAGCUUCGACUCGAAAGAUGUGACCGUGCAUAUUCACUCUGGUGGCGACAUGGUGGCGAAGGUGGACGUGGGAAGCGGCGAGACCGUAACUUGGAACUCGACGGUGAAGGAACUUCAGGAUAAGACGUUGUACAUGGACCGCUGGCGUGCGGGGCUUCUUGGUCUACCUGGAUCUGAUGGUGGAUCGCUGCUCAUGUGGGUGCCGCACUCGUCCGAAGGAGGAAAGAUCGUGCUGCACGUUGAGAUCCACGACGAAGACGACGACACCAGUGUGGACGGCAGUAACGAAGCAGGCGUCGAGCAGAAGGAUGGUAGUAACGAAGGAAGCGACGCUGAGAUCACAACGCCUGCCCCGGUGGCCACCAUGGGCGAGGACCAGAUCGAUCAGUCUUCGUUGUCUAGUAGCGGCAGCGAGGAAGAUAUUACUUUUCCGCCGACACCGACUGCCGCAGAGGAUGAUAGUGCUACACCUGCGCCAACCACGCUUGGAGAUGGAAGCGCAACCCCGUCACCGACGACUCCUAUUAGUGUAGAUCCGACCCAGCAGGGCAGCGAGGAUUCCUACUGUCAAAGCUAA